Patella vulgata (common limpet) is the source of this 1440-nucleotide messenger RNA. Its product is annotated as glycerophosphodiester phosphodiesterase 1. Gene Ontology annotation, biological process: lipid metabolic process. The transcript is spliced from 6 exons. The coding region runs from base 184 to 1104 and encodes 306 amino acids. Lineage: Eukaryota; Metazoa; Mollusca; Gastropoda; Patellidae. The record is from RefSeq and is a predicted model, not a curated record. Gene Ontology annotation, molecular function: phosphoric diester hydrolase activity.
AAGUGGAAAAGUGAAUGUAAAAAUUGUGGCGAGACUGUCACGCUUGAAUGUCCCCGCCAAGUAGAUGGACUUGAACCGGAUACUCACCGGAACUUAAAGAAGUACUUUUUACCGGAUUUUGAAAUCUGUUUGUUUUUAUCUCAUUAUUUGUUGCAAGUUUCAUAGUCCACAGUAGCGUGCAUCAUGAUGAGUUUGUUAUUAUUUGCUGUGCCAGUCGUUCUAUAUGUUAUAGUAAAAAAGUAUAGGUUUAAAAAAUUACCCAAACAAACUCAUGAUGACUUUAUGAAGUUGGUAUGGAAUAAAGAUAUUAAAAAUCCAGGUGUUAUAUUACACAGAGGUGGUAAUGUAGAUGCACCAGAAAAUACACUAGAAGCAAUUAAACAGGCUAAAAAGAGUGGAUGUUGUGGUGUAGAAAUAGAUAUAAAUUUUACUAAAGAUGGUGUAGGAAUAUUAUUACAUGAUGAUACUGUAGAAAGAACAACAGAUGGAACUGGUAAUCUUGAAAACUUUACAUUAUCUCAAGUACAACAAUUAAAUGCAGCUGCAAAACACAAGAAAUGUAAGGAAUUAGGACAUUGUAAAAUACCUACAUUAGAAGAAAGUGUGGAUUUAUGUUUGGAAUUAAAUUUACUGACAUUUUUAGACUGUAAAGGAAAUGCUAAAAAGACAGCAGAUUUAGUGUGCCGACUAUUUCAAGAAAAACCUGAAUUAUAUAAAACAGCUGUUGUUUGUUCCUUCUUUCCUCAGAUUAUUUAUGCUGUAAGAAGUAAAGAUGCAUCAAUAAUGACUGCUUUAACAUUUAGAACCCAUUGGUUAAGUCACCUGGGUGAUGGAACUCCAAGAUUUACAGGAUUAACACAAUCUCUAGUAGAAAGAGCAAACAGUAUUCUAAGAUUUGCCCAUUCUUAUUUUUUAUGGUAUUUUUUUGGUAACACAUUUUAUCUCCUCAACAUGGACAUGCUCUCCAGGGACAUAUUUCUACAAUGGAAGAAUCGUGGAAUACACUGUAUACCAUGGACAGUUAACCAUCCAAUAAUGAAAGAAUAUUGUCUGGAAUAUCUACAUUGUCCCAUUAUAACAGAUGGAUUGGAUACUAAGCUCUGAUAUAGAUGUGCCUAGGACAACAAGUCUUUCCAAAAAGAACAAUGACUGUAUGUAGACUUCCUAUGAAUACACCAGUGAUCAAAUUUUCUUUAUUUAAGAGUUUGAACAAUAUUUUUAUGUUGUUAUAUUAUGAUAUAUUUGUUAUAUAUUCAUUUCGUUUUCAAACUUACAUUCCAGGGUUUUUUUUGGCAUAAAAUCAUUCAUCAAAAAUAUUCAGACAAUUUAUAACAAAACUGUAAAAUGCAUAAAACUAUAUUGGACAACAAUACUAAAUAUAAUCACAAAAAAUACAUUUAUAUACAUAAAUAAAACAAAUAUCACAGAUUUGUGUAUAUA